Molecule: messenger RNA, 2294 nt
Organism: Actinia tenebrosa (Australian red waratah sea anemone)
Lineage: Eukaryota; Metazoa; Cnidaria; Anthozoa; Actiniaria; Actiniidae
Product: alpha-1,3-mannosyl-glycoprotein 2-beta-N-acetylglucosaminyltransferase
Biological process (GO): protein N-linked glycosylation
Cellular component (GO): Golgi apparatus
Molecular function (GO): alpha-1,3-mannosylglycoprotein 2-beta-N-acetylglucosaminyltransferase activity
Source: RefSeq, a predicted model, not a curated record
AAUCGUUUAGGGACAAAACACAAACUCGAAUCAAGGGAAUGUUUUCAAGUCUUUAGACAUCAAAAUGCGAGUCAUCUACUUCAGGAAACAUGCUUGGACUAUCCUACUAGCUGUUUGUAUCUUCAUUGGUGGAAAUAUCGUCCUUUUUUACAAGUUUAUGGCUCGAAAAGAGCUUCAACAUAGAAGAGCCCAAAAGAUAGCCAAGCAGUACUUCGAGAACCUGAAUGUUAAACCAAGCUCAAGGCUAGCGAAUCUAGCUAAUUAUAUUAAUAAGAAGAAUGUAGAUGAUUCUUUAGGCAACUUGCCUGGGUCUAAAACAGAUCAAAUUGUGGCUAAUACCGCCAAAGACGUUAGUACAAGCAAAGUUGCUAUAGGAACCAGACCAGAAUUAAGAGAUAUCAGUAACUUAGGCACUCAAAAUAAUUUGGUAAUCAAGAAUGAAAGAUCUGAUUCAAUCCAACAAGGAGAGAAGAAGUCUCAGCUGUUAACUCGAGAGAAAGAGCCAGGUGGUAAUGCAAUGAUUAGUCCAGCAGAAAAUUACAAGUUUGGAAUACUGGUGAUUUCCUGCAAUAGACCAACUGUUAAACGUUGCCUUGAUUUAUUGAUCAAGUACCGUCCCUCACCAGAGAAAUUCCCCAUUGUUGUAAGUCAGGAUUGUGGGGAUUCCAAGACUGCUGCUGCUAUCAAAUCCUAUGGUGAUCAAGUUACUCAUAUUCAACAACCAGAUUUAGGGGACGUCAAGGGAGUACCUGGUAAUAUGUUUCAUUUCAUGGGUUACUACAAGAUUAGUAGGCAUUACAAGUGGGCUUUGACGCAAAUGUUUGACGUGAUGAAGUAUGAGGCGGUAGUUAUUGUGGAGGAUGAUCUUGACAUAGCUCCAGACUUUUUCGAAUACUUUACUGCUACAAGACCACUGCUUGACCAAGAUCAAAGUUUAUGGUGCGUAUCUGCAUGGAAUGAUAAUGGAAAAGAGGGAAUGGUAAGAGGAAAUGAUCUGCUGUAUAGAACUGACUUCUUUUCUGGCCUUGGAUGGAUGCUUACUAAAAAGGUAUGGGACGAAUUAAGUUCAAAAUGGCCCCUAGGGUUUUGGGACGACUGGAUGAGAGAUCCUGCACAACGUAAAGACAGGGCUUGCAUACGCCCUGAAAUUUGCCGAACCAGAACAUUCGGGAAAGUUGGUGUCAGUAGAGGUCAGUUCUUCGAUCAACACCUGAAAUAUAUCAAACUUAAUGACCAGCCUUAUCCUUUUACUAAAACUGAUCUGUCUUACCUAUUGAAGGAAAACUAUGAUCCACAGUUUAAGAAUAAAAUAGGUCUCAUUCCAGUGGUAACUGUACAGCGGUUGCAAACAUCAGACUCUCAUUUACCAAAAGUCAAAGUUCGGUAUUCUUCAAAUUCUGAUUUUGAGCAUAUUGCAAAAUCAUUGGGAGUUAUGUCUGAUUUUAAAGCAGGUAUAGCAAGGAUGUCAUAUCAUGGGGUAGUUAGCUUUAUGUUCAAGGGAACUAGAGUGUUUAUAGUUCCAGAGCACCAGAUAUAAAUAGAGAAGAUUGGUUUUAACUUGCACAUGAAUUAGGCUAAUGUCAGAAAUAAAGAAAAUAAAACAAAAGCAACUAUGAAUGGUCCAUUAGUGAAUCUAGGGGUUUUGAGUAGGGGUUGCAAAAUUUACAAUCGUUAACCAAUUUUAAACAAGAAAGGGGACUGCAUGGUCACCUUGUUCUAAUUUCCCCUAAAUCCGCCACUGGGGUCACUAAUAAUAAGGUUCAACCCAACUAGGACUAAAGAAGACCACCAUUGUCUAAAUGGCCAGGGGGGACUUAUGGUAGACUAGUAUGUGUAAGAAUAGAAGUUGGAGUUGGUAUUUAAAACUAAGGGGUUGUGUUUAUAGAUACUGAUAGGUUUCUAUGGUUUUGGUGUGAAUUUUCAGACUGAGCUUGUCCCCCUACCCCCUGGGGGUACUCUUGCCCAUUUAGGGUAGGGAUGUGCUGCUGAGCCCUCUGAACCAUGACCCUGUUCCAGAAAAAAAUCACCGACAUUCAUACCCUGUUCCAGAGCAAGAUCUCUGAAAAUCAUACCCAGUUCCCGCAUUGUGAAAAUAGAUACCGUCCCAGAGAGGAGAGAGUGUGAUUUCAUAUACCCUGUCCUAGAUCGAGCAUGAUUUUAUAUACCUUGUUCCAGAGUAAAAUCGCUGAAAACCAUACCCACUGUUUGGUGGUAUGUACCUGUAUAGCGAAUAUAGGGGAGUACCCCCCUGGGCCCUACCCCCCAGUCCACCCCACCCUGAGACUUGUACACCA